Molecule: messenger RNA, 612 nt
Organism: Eurypyga helias (sunbittern)
Lineage: Eukaryota; Metazoa; Chordata; Aves; Eurypygiformes; Eurypygidae
Gene: MPLKIP
Product: M-phase specific PLK1 interacting protein
Exons: 1
Cellular component (GO): nucleus; centrosome; midbody
Source: RefSeq, a predicted model, not a curated record
GGAUCACCCAGGACAUCUACUCCAUUUGGUACAGCGCAUGGCAGAGAGAAAAGAGUGUCUAAUGAUGUGGAAAACUAUUACAGACCUUCAAUGCUUGAGGACCCAUGGGCUGGCCUAGAGCCGGUUUCUGUCACAGACAUAAAGCAACAAUACAGCAGUGAGCAAACAGCAUAUACUGGUAAAAAAGGGAGGUAUUUCAGCUAACGUUUUUAAGGCCAAGUAACUCCAUCUUGUCAGGAAAACUUUGGGACAAAGUCUUUACACUUAAACAAGACGAACAAUAAUCAAGACCUUAGAUAACGCUUUUAUUUCACCAUGUGUCCACCCUUUUAUCUGACUUUUUUUAUUGCAUUGGAUAUUUUUAUGUACGGGAGGGAAAAGGAGUGGCAGAACUUACAUUUCUGGCUACGAGGAAGUGCCUACCAGCUUUGAAGAACAAAGUGUUCUUUAAUCACCAGCGACUGAUUUCUGACUGUUAAAACAGAUUUCCAUAUAUUUACCUCUUCCAUGCCAGAUUGUUAGCCUUUUAUUGUAAACUUCUUUGGUAAAUGGUAUUUUUUUAUGUUUCAACAUUUUUAGAAUGAAGUAACUUGGAAAUAAAAGUUUUGUAAA